Molecule: messenger RNA, 1554 nt
Organism: Aureobasidium pullulans EXF-150
Lineage: Eukaryota; Fungi; Ascomycota; Dothideomycetes; Dothideales; Saccotheciaceae
Product: glutamate decarboxylase
Exons: 4
Coding region: 1-1554 (517 amino acids)
Biological process (GO): L-glutamate catabolic process
Cellular component (GO): cytosol
Molecular function (GO): glutamate decarboxylase activity; pyridoxal phosphate binding
Source: RefSeq, a predicted model, not a curated record
AUGGUUCAUUUAGGUCAAGUCACAAACGAUUCCGAGGUCCUGAAGGGCAAUGCUGGAGGCAUCGAUGAAUCCCAGCUCGGCCCACAAGGUGCUCAGUCUGGUGAUUUCGAGACCAGCAUCUAUGGCAGCAGAUUUGCAGCAGAGGACCUUCCGCGUCAUGAGAUGCCGUCUGGCGAAAUGCCCGCCGCGACGGCUUAUCGUAUGAUUAAGGAUGACCUGACCCUGGACGGCAACCCUACCCUCAACCUUGCAUCAUUCGUCACUACAUACAUGGAGCCCGAGGUGGAGAAGCUCAUGACGGAUGCCUUUUCCAAAAACUUUAUCGACUACGAGGAGUACCCCGUGUCUGCCGACAUACAGAACCGCUGUGUCAACAUGAUUGCCCGUCUCUUCAAUAUUCCCACCCACGACGAUAAUACCAACGCCAUGGGCACAUCGACUGUCGGCUCAUCUGAGGCCAUCAUGCUCGCAACUCUGGCUAUGAAGAAGACUUGGGUCAACAAGCGCAAGGCAGAGGGCAAGGACUAUUCUCGUCCCAACAUCAUCAUGAACUCGGCUGUUCAGGUUUGCUGGGAGAAGGCAGCUCGCUACUUUGAUGUCGAAGAGAAAUACGUCUAUUGUACCAAGGACCGCUAUGUCAUCGAUCCAAAGGAGGCUGUCGACCUCAUUGAUGAGAACACAAUCGGUAUCUGCUCUAUUCUUGGUACCACCUACACCGGCGAGUAUGAAGACACCAAGGCCAUCAACGACCUGCUAGUUGAGCGUAAUCUUGACAUUCCCAUUCACGUUGACGCCGCAUCCGGUGGUUUCGUUGCACCGUUCGUCAAGCCAGACCUCAUUUGGGACUUCCGUCUUGAGAAGGUCGUCUCAAUCAACGUUUCUGGCCACAAAUAUGGUCUCGUCUACCCCGGUGUCGGCUGGUGCAUCUGGCGUGACCCCAAGUUCCUUCCCACAGAAUUGAUCUUCAACAUCAACUACCUGGGUGCUGACCAGGCUUCUCUGACCCUGAACUUCUCCCGCGGCGCUUCCCAGGUCUUGGGCCAGUACUACCAGCUGAUCCGUCUCGGCAAGUCGGGCUACCGCGCCAUCAUGUUCAACUUGACAAAGACCGCCGACUACCUGGCUGCCUCCGUCCAGAAGAUGGGCUUCUUGCUCAUGUCCAAAACUCGUGGUGAGGGUCUUCCUCUGGUUGCAUUCCGUCUUAACCCCGAUGAUGGCCACUUGUUCGAUGAGUUUGCUAUUGCCCACCAACUCAGACAGCGUGGUUGGGUCGUUCCUGCUUACACCAUGGCUCCUCACUCGGAAGGCCUCAAGAUGAUGCGUGUUGUUGUUCGCGAGGACUUCUCACGCAGCAGAUGCGAGGCAUUGAUUGCCGACAUCAAGCUUGCCAUGGAGACCCUUGGCAAGAUGGAUGAGCAGAAGGUCAAGGAGCACAAAGAGCACAUCAAGCAGCACGGCACCAACACCGGUCGUCAUAAGAAGAUGAACCAGCAGUUCACAGACGAGAAGCACUCGCUCCAAGGCAAGACUGGCAAGACCCACGCCGUCUGCUAA